Molecule: messenger RNA, 483 nt
Organism: Truncatella angustata
Lineage: Eukaryota; Fungi; Ascomycota; Sordariomycetes; Amphisphaeriales; Sporocadaceae
Exons: 1
Coding region: 109-363 (84 amino acids)
Source: RefSeq, a predicted model, not a curated record
UUUUGCCAUCCUCACCUGGGAGGCCAGAAAAAUAUCUUUGAAGAGUUGUAGGAAUCUACAGGCCAUCCUCCAAUUACUCUUGUGGAUCUCCAGCCCAUUGACCGUCCUAUGGCUCUCGUCCCUAGUCCCAGCAUCGCCGAACAGAUAUCCAAGCCAUCUGAGCUUUUUCCUCUGAAUACCCCCAAAUUCCCGACCUGGGUCCGUAUGAUUCCAAUCCUAGGAACAAGAUCAAGUUUGGGCAUACAGGUGGGUGUAUGUGCUCUGCGACUGAAAACCCUCGCUAACAGUUGGUGUUUCCAGGGCCAGGAGUGGAAGGACUUGCGCAAAAUCUCCAACCCUGUAUCCACAACUCAACAUUUGUAGACCUUAUUACCCCUUAUGCUCGAAAAAAUGGUGCCUUUCUGGAACUACCUCGAUCAGUUCGUGGAUUCAGGGGAACAAGUCUCUCUGGAGACUGAUCUCUAAUUUGACCUUCAUGUUAUC